AUGUUGGGGCGAAAACAAAGUUUAAAAGGGGAGCCCGUACUGGCAGACUAUGGCCCAGAAGAGUCACUUAAUGAAAGUGCAGAUAUCGAAUGGGUGAACAAAUUAUGGGUCCGAAGAAUUUUAAGACUUUGCGCUCUCCUAAGUUUGAUGUCCGUUUCGUUGAAUACACCAAAAACAUUCGAAAAAUAUCCCCAUCUUCAAACUGUAACAUUUGCAGUAGAUUGUUGUGUUACUCUAUUAUUUACUGCAGAAAUGAUUGCCAAAAUGCACAUUAGAGGCAUACUCAAGGGUGACGUUGCAUAUCUUAAGGAUCACUGGUGCCAAUUUGAUGCUUCCAUGGUAUUUUUUCUGUGGGUUUCUGUGUUACUCCAAAUGUUUGAGUUGACUGGAAUUGUGCCAAGAUACAGUUAUUUAAGUAUAUUGAGAGCUCCAAGACCUUUGAUAAUGAUAAGAUUUCUAAGAGUAUUUUUAAAAUUCUCAAUGCCUAAAUCAAGGAUUAAUCAAAUCUUUAAGAGAUCAAGCCAGCAAAUCUACAAUGUUACUUUAUUUUUCCUGUUCUUUAUGUCAUUAUACAGCUUACUAGGAGUGCAAUUUUUUGGAGAGUUGACUCACCAUUGCGUGAGAAAUAACACUAAUCCAAAUGAAAUCACCAUCAACUCUCUGGCAAUUCCUGAUACAUUUUGCUCACCUGAACCAAACUCUGGGUAUCAAUGUCCUGCAGGAAUGAAAUGUAUGAAGCUUAAUUUGUCAAAAUAUAUUAUGGGCUUUAAUGGAUUUGAAGAAUUUGCAACAAGCUUGUUUACCGUGUAUCAGGCAUCAUCACAAGAAGGAUGGGUUUUCAUAAUGUACAGAGCAAUUGAUUCUUUGCCUACAUGGAGGUCAGCCCUCUACUUCAGCACAAUGAUAUUCUUUUUGGCAUGGUUGGUAAAAAAUGUGUUUAUAGCUGUCAUUACUGAGACCUUUAAUGAGAUAAGAGUGCAGUUUCAACAAAUGUGGGGCAUAAGAAAUCAAAUAACAAAGGGAAGCACAACACAAUUCUUCACUGGUGAUGAUAACGGAUGGAAAUUAGUUACUAUUGAUGAAAAUAAACAUUCAGGUAGUGCACCAGAAAUAUUUCACAAGAUGUUGAGAUCAGCAUACUUUCGUCUAAUAGUUAUGGGUGUGGUAUUAGCGAAUGGUAUAAUCACAGCUACUAUGAAUUUUAAACACGAUGACAACCCAAGAGAAUUCUUUUAUGAAAAAUAUUAUUAUAUUGAGAUCGCGUUCACAAUUUUUUUGAAUUUAGAAGCAUUGAUUAAAAUCUGGUGUUUGGGAUGGAAAGGUUAUUUUAAACAUUCAGUGCAUAAGUUCGAACUACUGUUAGCUAUUGGCACUACUUUUCACAUUAUACCUCAACUGUAUAUGUCAGGAUUUACGUAUUUUCAGGUACUUCGCGUCGUCCGUCUUAUUAAAGCUUCGCCUUUAUUAGAGGGAUUCGUUUACAAGAUAUUUGGACCAGGAAAAAAAUUAGGCAGUCUCAUUAUUUUUACCAUGUGCUUAUUAAUAAUAAGCUCUUCUAUAUCUAUGCAGAUGUUUUGUUUUCUUUGCGAAUUUACAAAGUUUGAGACUUUCCCAGAGGCUUUUAUGUCUAUGUUUCAAAUAUUGACUCAAGAAGCUUGGGUGGAGGUAAUGGACGAAACUAUGGUUCGGACGAGUCAAACGCUCACUCCACUGGUCGCUAUCUACUUUAUACUAUACCACUUAUUUGUCACAUUGAUUGUAUUGUCACUUUUCGUCGCCGUUAUUUUGGAUAAUUUGGAAUUGGAUGAGGAUAUAAAAAAGCUGAAGCAGCUGAGAUACAGACAGCAAAGUGCCGAAAUAAAAGAAAGUUUGCCAUUUCGUCUUAGGAUAUUUGAAAAAUUUCCAGAUAGUCCACAAAUGACUAAACUACAUAAGGUGCCUGGUGAUUUUAAUUUGCCUAAAGUGCGCGAGUCGUUCAUGCGGCAGUUCGUGUGCGAGGUGGAGGGCGAGGAGGAGGGCGCGCGGCUGCCGGCCGACGUGUCGCGGCGCGCCUUCGAGUACAUCGGCGCGGACAAGAUCGCCUUCCCCUACCGCAAGCGCUGCCUCGUGAAGACGCUCACGGUGGCGCCGCCCUCGCAGCGGCCCAGCUCCGCGCUGCGCCGGCACGUCGUCGCCUCCAUCAUCAACGAUUCAAAUAAUCAUCGUCGGUUGGUGCUGGGAGAUUCGGCCAUGCUGGCGACGGGAGGGAAGUCCGGUCUCAAAUCCCAGGGAACCGUGUCCAGUGCUAAACAACUACGUGUCGACCAGAAAAAAUUCGGGUCUCGAUCAAUCCGCCGGUCGGUCCGCAGCGGCUCCAUCAAGCUGAAGCAGACGUACGAGCACCUGCUGGAGAACGGCGACAUCGGCGCCGCGUCGCGCGUCGUGCCGUCGUCGCGCGCGCGCCCGCCCUACCUCGACAUCCGCCUGCUGCAGGCCAAGCGCCAGCAGGCCGAGAUGCGCCGGAACCAGCGCGAGGAGGACCUGCGCGAGAACCACCCGCUGUUCGACACGCCGCUGCUGCUGGUGCCGCGCGAGUCGCGCUUCCGCCGCGCCUGCCGCGCCGUGGUGGACGCGCGCUACGACGCGCGCCUGCGCGACCCCGUCACCGGCAACGAGCGCAAGGUGCACUACAAGAGCUUCCAUAAUUUUCUCGGUCUCGUUACAUAUUUAGAUUGGGUUAUGAUCAUGGUUACCACGCUAUCUUGUUUGUCGAUGAUGUUUGAGACACCCACUUAUAGAGUAAUGGAAAAUUUUGUGCUACAGAUAGCAGAGUAUGGAUUCGUUGUAUUUAUGAGCCUGGAGUUGGCGUUAAAGAUAUUGGCCGAUGGUCUAUUUUUUACACCUAAAGCGUACUUAAAAGACGCUGCAGCCGUAUUGGACGUAUUUAUUUACGUGGUGUCGCUGACGUUCCUGUGCUGGAUGCCGGUGCGCGUGCCGCCGGGCUCGGCCGCACAGAUGCUGAUGAUCCUGCGCUGCGUGCGGCCGCUGCGCAUCUUCACCCUUGUGCCCCACAUGCGCAAGGUGGUCUAUGAGCUGUGUCGCGGCUUUAAGGAGAUUCUGCUGGUAUCGACGCUAUUGAUUCUUCUGAUGUUUGUGUUUGCAAGUUAUGGAGUACAAUUAUAUGGUGGAAGGCUGGCUCGUUGCAACGACCCGACGAUAACCCGUCGCGAGGACUGCGUGGGCGUAUUCAUGAGACGCGUGUUCGUCACCAAGAUGAAGCUGCGCCCCGGACAAAAGGAGACCUUCCCUUCCAUGCUCGUGCCUAGAGUAUGGGCUAAUCCUAAACGGUUUAAUUUCGAUAACAUCGGUGAUGCACUGUUGACGCUCUUCGAAGUUCUGUCAUUUAAAGGAUGGUUAGAUGUUCGAGAUGUCCUUAUUAAAGCUUUAGGCCCGGUGCACGCCAUAUACAUACACGUAUACAUAUUUUUGGGGUGCAUGAUCGGAUUGACAUUGUUCGUGGGUGUAGUGAUUGCAAACUAUUCUGAAAACAAAGGAACUGCUUUAUUGACUGUUGAUCAGAGACGAUGGUGUGAUCUCAAGAAAAGACUAAAAAUCGCUCAGCCCCUGCACCUCCCUCCUCGACCGGACGGCAGGAAAGUGCGUGCAUUCGCAUACGACGUCACUCAAAACUUAACUUUCAAAAGAGUUAUUGCAAUCGUCGUUCUCAUAAACAGCGGCUUAUUGGCUGUAACGUGGUCGCGGCACUCGCGCGACACGGAGCGGCUGGCGCUGACGUCGGCGCUGCUGACGCUGGUGUUCGUGGUGGAGGUGCUGCUGAAGACCAUCGCCUUCACGCCGCGCGGCUACUGGCAGAGCCGCCGCAACCGCUACGACCUGCUCGUCACCGUGGGCGGCUGCGUCUGGAUCUUCAUGCACUUCACGCUCAAGAAUGAUCUUUCUUACUUCAUUGGGUUCAUGGUGGUAAUUCUAAGAUUCUUCACAAUAACGGGCAAGCAUACCACUCUGAAGAUGUUGAUGUUGACGGUGGGCGUGAGCGUGUGCAAGAGCUUCUUCAUCAUAUUUGGCAUGUUUCUGCUCGUGUUCUUUUACGCGCUAGCCGGCACCAUCGUUUUUGGAAACGUUAAAUACGGCGAAGGUAUUGGAAGGCGGGCGAACUUCAACUCGCCGAUCCACAGCGUGGCGAUGCUGUUCCGCAUCGUGACGGGCGAGGACUGGAACAAGAUCAUGCACGACUGCAUGGUGGCGCCGCCCUACUGCACGCCGGCCGACAACUACUGGGAGACCGACUGCGGCAACUUCACCGCCUCGCUCGCCUACUUCUGCACCUUCUACGUCAUCAUCACCUACAUCGUGCUCAACCUACUCGUUGCUAUAAUCAUGGAGAACUUUUCCCUAUUUUACUCAAAUGAGGAAGAUGCUCUACUUUCAUAUGCUGAUAUAAGAAAUUUCCAGAACACCUGGAAUAUUGUUGAUGUUCAUCAAAAAGGAGUAAUACCUGUAAAAAAGGUAAAAUUCAUAUUACGAUUACUGAAAGGUCGUCUGGAAUGUGAUACGCACAAAGAGCGACUUUUGUUUAAAUAUAUGUGUUACGAACUAGAGAGGCUGCAUAACGGGGAAGAUGUGACGUUUCACGAUGUUAUAAACAUGCUUUCGUACCGCACGGUAGAUAUACGUAAAUCAUUGCAAAUGGAAGAGUUACUGGCAAGAGAAGAAUUCGAGUUUCUUAUUGAAGAAGAAGUCGCAAAACAAACAAUACGCACUUGGUUGGAAGGUUGCUUAAAAAAGAUACGCGCUAAUAGCAGUAAACAACAAACGAGUCUAAUUGCUGGCUUAAGAAAAACAAACGAGCAACCAUUAGACUUUAACACUGAGAAAGAGAAAGAGAAACAAGAAGCGGAAAGUCAGCAAACAACUGCCAACACCGGCCGCGCGGAAAUUACUGAAUCUACUUCUCAACCGAUCAUGUCCAAUGUUACAUCAUCGCUGGAUUCUCAACCUAAGCGCUCGUCUGGUAAAAGCCAAUUCAAAAGAUCAGGUCUACCAGUAAUGACAAUACCAAGACCCGAAAGUCCUGUCAAAAAAUAUCUUCAACCGACCUUGAGCGAUCCACAUCCAGCUCUAAAUAAGAAAACGACAAUUCGCCACGCCCACUCGGAUACAGGCUCCGCCCACUCGGGCUCAGGGCCCGCCCACUCGGACUCAGGCCCCGCCUACUCAGACUCAGGCUCCGCCUACUUUGUCUCAAGCCCCGCCCACUGGAUCCCACUUCUGACACCAGUUACCCCGGCUCCACCGCCGGCCCCGCCGCCGGCAACUAAGAGCAACAGCCGCGGGGCGAGCGGCGGCGUGGGCGCACACUACAGCGCGCCGGCGCCCGCGGCGCUGCACGACGUGCACUCGUGGUGGGGCGCGCAGCUCGCCUCGCACCGGCGGCGUGGGCGCACACUACAGCGCGCCGGCGCCCGCGGCGCUGCACGACGUGCACUCGUGGUGGGGCGCGCAGCUCGCCUCGCACGCCGCGCACUAGCCCCGCCGCCGGCAACUAAGAGCAACAGCCGCGGGGCGAGCGGCGGCGUGGGCGCACACUACAGCGCGCCGGCGCCCGCGGCGCUGCACGACGUGCACUCGUGGUGGGGCGCGCAGCUCGCCUCGCACGCCGCGCACUAG
Molecule: messenger RNA, 5667 nt
Organism: Melitaea cinxia (Glanville fritillary)
Lineage: Eukaryota; Metazoa; Arthropoda; Insecta; Lepidoptera; Nymphalidae
Gene: na
Product: sodium leak channel non-selective protein
Exons: 37
Coding region: 1-5667 (1888 amino acids)
Biological process (GO): monoatomic ion transport; transmembrane transport
Cellular component (GO): membrane
Molecular function (GO): monoatomic cation channel activity
Source: RefSeq, a predicted model, not a curated record